Acyrthosiphon pisum (pea aphid) is the source of this 2351-nucleotide messenger RNA. RefSeq names its product BCL2 family apoptosis regulator buffy (gene Buffy). The transcript has 3 exons. Gene Ontology annotation, biological process: intrinsic apoptotic signaling pathway in response to DNA damage; extrinsic apoptotic signaling pathway in absence of ligand; regulation of apoptotic process. Gene Ontology annotation, cellular component: mitochondrial outer membrane. Bases 1053 to 2270 code for a protein of 405 amino acids. Gene Ontology annotation, molecular function: BH domain binding. The record is from RefSeq and is a predicted model, not a curated record. NCBI's taxonomy places the organism in Eukaryota, Metazoa, Arthropoda, Insecta, Hemiptera, Aphididae.
CGUUGUUUUGUCAAAUAUAACGUUAUUAUAACGUUUGCAAGCCCUGGUCGCACCUAUUAAUUAAUAUUAAUAGGGAUCGCAUCAAUGAAACUAAUUAUAACGACUAUACCUAGUGAAAUUAUUUAACCUGAAUAAGCCUAUUCGAUUUGAUGAAUAAAAGUGCAGUUGUCCAUAAUUUAACACAACGUGUUAAAACCCCAACCUGGCAUAACGCUAUGGUUGUCUUUUGACCUAUACCAUAUUAACCAUGUUACCCGGUUUUAAGGGCUAUAAAGGCAGGUUUCCACUAUACACAAACAAUGUUCAGCUAUGUCCAGCAACAUGGUAUCGUGUGGUAACCUUACCUAACCAACCAAUCACAGGAUUUACGUGAACGUGUAUAGUGGAGACCCACCUUUAUCGUGUUUUUGAAUUUAGCUCAAUAUUUUACGUACACACGGCAUUAUACCAUUGUUCAGAACACAACUAAUAAGGAUAUUGUAAAAUAUGUAAUUAACCACAGUUUGGUGACUAGUAAUGCCACUGUGAGACUUUGGGAGACCCGAUCGUAUAGCGAACGGACUAGGUCAUUAAAUGCACGUACACGCGAACGUAAGUUUAAAAAUUAAAAGUCUUAAAAUACCUAUAUUCAACUUUUCGUCGUGCGGUUACAGACUUACAGUGGUCAAACGGUUAUUAAUAAUUAUACUAUAGGUACCUGCUGGACAAAAUUUUUAAAAUAUCAAAGGUUAUACUAACAAUACGAACACGAAUCACACGGUCAUAGUAAGUACUAAGUUGUAAUAGUCAUAAAAAUCUACCACCUGCAUAACAUUAUUAUAUUAAUAUACCUACGAGCCGUUAUCGCGCGUUAUUAUUCGUAAUAUUUCUAUGUAAGAAGCGCGUACCAGUCGAGCGCCAGCCACUACCGCAGUGCGGACUGCGGCGGCGGCGGCGUCGCGUCAUCGUCGUCACAACAAUAACGUGGCGAGCGGUCGCGUAGGUAUGGCGCACGAGUCGGUUUGAUUUACCACCAGCGCGCGCGUUAUGAUAUUACAUACCGUGCGCGUCCGAUGACUGAACGCAACGGUCGGUGUUCGCCGGCGGUGAAAAUCGCCGACAGUUCUUCCGGCCGGUGUAAUGAAGCACGGCGCAUGUCCGAAGGUGGUCUCGUCAUGUCUUCAUGCGCGGCUGCCAACUUCAACAACAACAACAACAACAACACCACAAACACAAACAACAACAACCACAACGGCGGCAGCAGGACGACGGCCGCUGUGCCCAGGCGCAAGUUCAGCUUCCCGGCGGUGUUGCAAUCGCACAGCCUGCAAUCUGAACUGGGCGGCAUCGACUUCGGCGGUGGGCCGUCGCUCACUGUGGCCACGGCCCGCCGGCGGUUCAGCAACGUCAGCGACGUCGUGUCCAGGAAACUGUCGCACACCAUCGGUUGGCGGACGGCCGUGCCGACGGAGCAGAUCGCGCGGCAGGGCAAGGCGCUGUGUGUGCAGUACGUCCGGUGGAAGCUGAAGCGGGCUGGCGCGUACACGAAAAAAUGCGCUGCUGCGUUGCGUGCGGCCAGCGCGGCCGCUAACCCCGCGGCUUCGGUGGACGGAAACGCCAGUGGCGGAAGUGGUGGCUACUUCAUACCGCCAUUACAGGCGAUGGCGGCUGCGACCGAUCACAUCGAUAGUGUGCGUCGCGACGUGUUCCCAGCCGUGCUCCGGGUCGGGCUCCAGUUGGAGCGGCUCGACCCGAAACUGUACGCGGCCGGAACCGUGGCCACUGACACUGCGGCCACCACUGCUGCGUCCACGGCCGGUACUGCAGGCAACCCAUCGGCAGCCGCGGCGAUGACCGGCCCGGCUGCUCCGCCUCAGCGCCUGUUCCAGAGGCACCGGCCCGCGUACAGGAGAAACACGGCCGCGGCUUCUGUCGUCCUGGUGUCCGUAUCCCGGGAACUGUUCCGGGCCGGCGCCCAGGUCACGUGGGCUAAAGUCGUGUCGCUUGUGUGCGUGGCCGCCGGGCUUGCUGUCGACUGCGCGCGCCGCGGCCGUGCCGAUCAGCUGCCCGACCUGAUCGAGGCCGUCGGCGAAGUAAUCGAGGACGAUCUGGCCGCUUGGAUACAUUACAACGGCGGAUGGAUGGGGCUCCAGUCGUACUGCAAACCGGUGGUCGUCAACAUCGAAAAUCCUGUGUCCACUCAAAUCUUGUAUCUAGUGUCAUUGCUCAUAGUCGUCAUAUUUUUCUUGUUGUUGUUGAGGUGGUUCGACUUCAUAUCCGUUUUCCGAUAAACCUACCACGGCAGAUGACAUCCAACAAUUAUAUUAUAUAAAUAUAUUUUAUUACUACAAUAUACGUUAUAUAUAUAUAUA